This is a messenger RNA of Opisthorchis viverrini, 315 nucleotides long. RefSeq lists its product as hypothetical. Bases 1 to 315 code for a protein of 104 amino acids. The transcript is spliced from 2 exons. The record is from RefSeq and is a predicted model, not a curated record. Lineage: Eukaryota; Metazoa; Platyhelminthes; Trematoda; Opisthorchiida; Opisthorchiidae.
AUGGAUGUGAGACUUAACCUGUUCGGGGUGCGGAACUGCGACGUCUUAAGUGUUCGACAAUCUGUGCCCCAGAACCAUAGCUCGUGUUGGUUGUGUCGGCAUAUCCGUAGCCGGGUACUUCCACUGAAGAAUGUGUCCAGCACCAAGAGCUGUGUUGAUUGGGACUUAAUGGAAAAUUUCUGCCGACAGCGAGGUGGCCAAAAUGUUUGGAACACGAAAUCCCUGACCGGAAGUUCCAUGUUUCAAACUCGAACUCUGCCUAUCGACGUCCCCUGUCUAGGCUUCAGCAACCUGGUAGUAUCCCAGCCCUCGUGA